AUGAAUUCAGUUCUACAAAUGUUGUAUAAAUUAGAAUAAUUUAUGCUUGAUAUAGAUGAAAUUUACACAAAUUCAAAAGAGAAUAGUUUUUUAAUAACUUAUUACUUUAUGGAAACAUUUUAUCUAAUGAAUAAUUAAGAAAUGAAACCAGAAUGGCUCAAUCAAUUUAGAUAAGUUAUUAGGUAAUAAAACUUAUCUAUAAAUAAGCUCAUAAUUUCCAUAAUUUAAACUUAAUGAAUAAUAGGAUGCUUAAGAAUUUCUAUUAGCACUUCUUGAUAUGUUACACGAAGAAUUAAGAAAUCCAAAAUGUGGUAAAAUGCCUAUAUUUGAAUUUCAAUAAGAUGGUUAAGUAAUGUUAACAUCACUUGUUAGUUAUCUUGAAUUUGAAAAUUCUCCAAUAACUAAACAUUUUGGUAAUAUCAUUAGAACAUAAAUUAUUUGCCAAUCUUGUAAUUGUAUUCAUUAUCAUAAUUAAUUAAGAUAGCAAUAACAAAUUAGAAAUUGCCUUCUCACUCCUCAUUAAUGUAGAAGGCAGUAAAAAUACAGUUUUAGAAAUGCUUUAAUAAUCAUUUAAUAAAGAAGUUGUUAAAAUGAAAUGUCCUAAGUGUGAAUUAGAAAAAAAAUUUAUUAAAUAAACUACUGUUAUAAAAUAUUCAGAAUAACUUAUUAUAUGUUUAAAUAGAUAUAGAAUUCCUGGUGGACUUAUUGAUAGAUGGUUAAAUGGAAAUGAAAUUUAAAAAAGUACUAAAUAAAUUACUUUAAACAAUAAAUUUAUUAUUGGUUAAUCUGAAAAGACUUUAAUUGGGAUUGUUGAUCAUAGUGGUAAUAAAGAUAAAGGACAUUAUCGUUAUUUUCAUUUAAGUGGUAAUGAUUGGGUUUGCUUUAAUGAUGCUAAAAUUAAUUUACUAUGUGAAUAAUCAAUACAAAAAUUAAUUCACCAAAAUGAAACUUCUUACAUUUUGCUUUAUUCUUAAUAAUAAUAAUAAUGA
Molecule: messenger RNA, 989 nt
Organism: Paramecium sonneborni
Lineage: Eukaryota; Ciliophora; Oligohymenophorea; Peniculida; Parameciidae
Source: the annotation of a GenBank genome assembly